Molecule: messenger RNA, 1134 nt
Organism: Drosophila takahashii
Lineage: Eukaryota; Metazoa; Arthropoda; Insecta; Diptera; Drosophilidae
Product: zonadhesin
Source: RefSeq, a predicted model, not a curated record
AUGCAACUGCUUAGAAGUUUUAUUACCUGCGUCCUGCUAGUCGCAGCUGGACCGACAUGGUUUCUUUCAUUAGCCAAGGGAUAUCAGGUUCAAGUCCGAAUACCCGUGUGGGAUGUUGGAGGAAUUAUCAAAAAAGUAACAGGUUUCACCAACGGCCAAGUCAGUAAAAAGAAAAAGAAAGAGAGACCCAACCAUGAAGAGUAUUGGCCAACCGAAUAUGGAUACUACGAUCCUUAUGCGCUUGCUUAUCCUCCGCCACCUUUCUAUCCAUAUCCUCCAUAUGUUCCACCAACAAGGCCGCCGUGGCCAACAACCGAACCUCCAACUGAACCUCCAACUGAACCUCCAACGGAGCCACCAACUAAACCAACAAGACCAACUAAGCCAACGAAUAGACCAACUAAACCAACGGAUAGACCAACUAAGCCAACGAAUAGACCAACUAAACCAACGGAUAGACCAACUAGACCAACUAGACCAACUAGACCGACCAGACCAACCAGACCAACUAGACCAACUAAGCCAACAGACAAACCAACUGAGAAACCAACUACAACUGAAACUCCUACCGAAGCUACAACAACGCAGCCAACGACGGAGACUACAACAGUAACAACAACGGAUGCAACAACUGAGACUACAACAAAUGCACCGACUGAGACAACAACGGAUGCAACAACGGAAAUUACAACAGAUGCAACAUCUGAAACAACAACGGACGCAGCCACGGAUUUAACAACGGAUUCAACAACGGACGCAACAACGGACGCAGCUACGGAUUUAACAACGGAUGCAACAACUGAAGAAUCGACAACGGAUGCAACAACUAGUCCACCCCGCGAUCUUUGCGCUGUGUACCCAUAUCUUCCCGAGUGUCAAGCGGUCAAGUCAGUGCACUUAAUCAACAAUAAGUUUAGCCAUUCUUUUAAGCCGGCGCAGAAGCUUUCGAUCGAAACAAUGCCACACUCGGUGACAUCUCUCUGUUUCUAUUAUCCCCGUUUGUGUAUGAAGCCGGAAGAAGCUCAAUUCGUAAGAUUGUCGGACGAGAAUGGAAGGCCCUUGCUUCUAAUAACUCCAGCCGAAGGAACAUCGCCUCAAACUCUGGUGAAAAAUAAGUUGAAGCUAAGCGGAUAA